AUGUCAGCAGACAUUGUUCACGCCUACGAAUGGGAUACCCCCGAUCGGCAGUACUUUGUUGCGCUAGGGCUAGGCAGAGAUGAGGUUGUAAUUUACGAGUCAUGUGUCGAUGAGAAGGGUGCCAUGUCAAUGUCUUUGCUCAAUUCCGCCCAGGACUUGAUGUCUGUGAGCACAUAUGCGUAUUCUCCAAUUCAUCAUGGGUUGGUUGCCGUUGGCCACAAUAGUGGUACCGUGCAACUAUUGAACCCGAUGCGUCAAAAUGAUGUGCCAACAAAGGUGGAUUGCAAAAGUGUCCGACCUUGUAACACGCUCUCCUUUAACUCUUCUGGAAUACUAGCGGUUGGUCUCGACAGAGCACGUAAUGAUGAUUCGUUGCUGCUUUAUGACGUGCAAGUGGAAAAGAAGAAGAAUAUGACCCUAUUAGGAUCGCUUUUUUCGAACGAAACAAUUACCUGUCUCGAGUUCAUUCCUUCUAAGCCAACUCUUCUGCUUUGCGGAACCUACAAGUCUAUUCGUGAGAUCGAUACCAGAACAUCAACUCCGGCAGUACAUGUACCAACUAAAUGUUCUUAUGGAAUCAAGGUCAAUCGAUUGAACGAUAUGCAAUUUUUGAGCUACAGCGAGAGUGGUUCGUUAGCGCUUUGGGACCGUCGCCAGCUUUCGUCCUCGGCAAGUGGAACGUCGGAUCCUCUGUUAUUGCUUCCUCGUGUAUUCAAUGAAUCUCGGGGUAAACCACAACGUUCCGCUCGAUUUUCUUCAACCAAUAUGAAUGAAUUCAGCGUAUUACACGAUGGCUCUCUCAUCCGACGCUGGGUUACAUCAACUAUUCCUGCUUCGAGUGCGAACACAGUUAGCCACCUGACAUCUGCAGUAGACCCAACACAUGAAGUCCCAGAUUCUAAGUUCGUCCGCUGGGUUCUGGACACCAAAACAGAAACCGACAAAGUGGUAGGGUACGAUUACGUCUCGAAUCCGGUCACAAACGAGCUAGAGUUUGUCUGUAUUAGACAAUCAGGCCAGGUCUUCCGUAUGCCUGCGACAGAGUCCCCUGCGAUGCUUUACUUUGAUCCUUCAAAUGAUCUCUCGGUUUUGGAACCUCAUCAGUUUCGCAUGCUCAUGUGUGGAGAAGAUAUGUCAAUUGUUAGCCGAGGCCAAUCGCAAUCUGAACCUGAGGUUAAAGACGAUUUCGAUGAUGAGCUAGAAGAUGAGAAUGAAGAGCUAGUUGAUGAAGGGUCACCUGAAGCAGACGAUGACGACGAUAUGCUUCUUACUUAUGGCGAGGUUUUGCUCAGGGAUAUUGCCAAGGUGAUGCAGACGAGAGCUCUCCAAGGUUAUGCCAGUGACCCUGCUGCGAAUUUCGAUAUGCCACGACAAGAACUUGGGCAUGCAUUGAGAACGGCAUGGCAAUGGCUAAAACUCGCUUCUCAGCUAAAUGCUUCACAGCAACUGCAAACCGAAAACCUAGAUCUGAGUUACAUGGGUGUGUUGCCUCUGUGGGAUGGUAUUGAAUCCCUUAAAAAUCAAAGGCGAGUCGUUUCAACCACUGUUGAGUUGAAAGAAAAGGGCUACGAAAGUGCGCUCACCAAAAUGAGUGCCAAGUUUGACGGCGACGUUUUUGUUUCUACUGAAUACAAAACAAGCCAGCGUUAUGCAGUUCGCCAAAUCUGUUUGCAAGCAUGCGGGUGGAAUUUUGGGCUCGCGGGACUCGAAGAUCGGAUUGCAGAUCUGGAAUCCAAAGGACGGCACGAGAAGGCAGCUGGCUGGGCAGUGUUUCAUGGCGAUGUCGAGCGGGCUGUGAAGAGUCUUAGUCGCAGCCGCAAGAGCCAGCUACGUCUUAUUUCGUCAGCUGUGGCCGGUUAUCUCGUUUACAAAGAUGUGAAAACCAACAAUCCCUGGCGCGAACAGUGCCGCAAACUGGCAUCGGAGCUAUCAAUGCCCUACCUCCGUGCCAUUUUUGCGUACAUUGCAGAUGGAUCUUGGUUUGAUGUUCUGGAUGAUAGCUCACUUCCUCUGACUGAACGUCUGGGUAUUGCUUUCCGAUUUCUUGCUGAAAAGGAUCUGACGCGCUACCUUAGCCAGUUGGCUGAACGAUGUGUGCAAAAUGGCGAUCUCGAGGGUGUGAUUCUUACAGGUAUGACACCGAGUCUCGUCGACUUGCUACAGACCUACGUUGACAAAACAGGUGACGUUCAAACUGCGGCGCUCAUGAUCACUUUUGGAACCCCACGGUUUUUUGAAACCGAUGCCCGGGCAAAAGCCUGGAUUGAAACAUAUCGGUACAUGCUCAAUCGCUGGCAGUACUUUUCUCAAAGAGCAAAGUUUGACGUCUCCCGCACACGGCUUUCGAGGGGCCACGCUGGUUUAGGCACUACCCCGCCCGUACCCAAACAGGCAUUUUUGAGAUGUACAUUCUGCAAGGCGAUUAUUGGAUCGAGCAAAGAACCCAAGGAACAGCACAAAAGCCCUACUACAACAAUUCGUUGCGGAAACUGCAAGCAUUACCUCCCUCGAUGCGCAGUAUGUCUGCUGUCGCUGGGGUCAGGUUUAGAGACUCAUGAUAAAGCAGACCGCUGGCCGGUAUUCUGCCUGUCUUGCAGCCACGGCUUCCAUACUAAGCACGCAAGAGAAUGGUUCGCCAAGUACUCUGUUUGUCCAGUCCCGGACUGCCAAUGCUUCUGUGGGCAGAUCUUUUAA
Wickerhamiella sorbophila is the source of this 2694-nucleotide messenger RNA. RefSeq names its product SEH-associated protein 4. The coding region runs from base 1 to 2694 and encodes 897 amino acids. The transcript has a single exon. Lineage: Eukaryota; Fungi; Ascomycota; Dipodascomycetes; Dipodascales; Trichomonascaceae. Gene Ontology annotation, molecular function: protein binding. The record is from RefSeq and is a predicted model, not a curated record. Gene Ontology annotation, cellular component: cytoplasm. Gene Ontology annotation, biological process: positive regulation of TORC1 signaling.